AUUCGGGAGAAACUCGAAAGGCUGGUAUCUAGCAUUCUGUCACAAGCUGAAAAGCGCGACGAACGCUUCAAGAGCACUUUGAUCAAGAGCGGAAGUGUUUACGAAGGAGUAAAAGUCCAUCAACCUGACGAGUUUGACUUCAUGGUUAGAAUCGACUGUCUCACUAACAAACUCCGCCUUUCUCGCUGCGAAAAUAAUCCUGGAUACGUGAGACUCGAUCAGCGAGAUGAGAAAUGGAGGGAAUUUACAGAUGAAAAAGGCUUCUUCAGCCCUAAUAAGCUAUGCCGCCACUUCAAAAGGCUAGUCAACGAAUCUUGCAGUACCAUAGCUGUCCCAAAAGGAAUGACUAUACAAGAACUAGGUCAUAAGGAAGGAGCGUGGGGAGUUGUGUACACUGGUUUAGUUGGAGGCGAGGGCCGCCAGUCUGAGGCAGCUCAGGUUAUGGACAUAGAAUCACACGGCCCAGCUACGACAAUAAAAGUUGUAUGGCACGGUGGUAGCAGUUACAGUGGUUUAUCAAUAAGUGUUGAUUUGACUCUAGCGCUGGAAUACGCCAUUUCAAAUCUUCCAGUAGGGUGGUUGUCAGACAAACUUCCUCAGACUGUAGCCAGUGGAUAUCUUGAAAAGGCUUGUUUUCACGUCGUUCCAGCGGGUUUUGAUAUGUGGCGCAUUUCAUUCUCCACUGCCGAGAAACACAUCCUGUCCGAUACUCCUGACGAGUUUAAAGCAUGUUUCCGAGUACUAAAGUACGUGAGGGAUAAGGCCGCAAAAGAGCUCAAUUUGGACGCAUCAUUGGUUCCGUCUUACAUUUUUAAGAGCGUCUUGCUA
Porites lobata is the source of this 828-nucleotide messenger RNA. NCBI's taxonomy places the organism in Eukaryota, Metazoa, Cnidaria, Anthozoa, Scleractinia, Poritidae. The record is from the annotation of a GenBank genome assembly.